Messenger RNA from Limulus polyphemus (Atlantic horseshoe crab), 1701 nucleotides. RefSeq names its product protein starmaker-like. The record is from RefSeq and is a predicted model, not a curated record. The transcript is spliced from 2 exons. The coding region runs from base 142 to 1701 and encodes 519 amino acids. NCBI's taxonomy places the organism in Eukaryota, Metazoa, Arthropoda, Merostomata, Xiphosura, Limulidae.
UCCACAUCACUUGAUUUCUAGUUUUUUAACAAGCCAGCUCGGCCAAACCUGAUAGUAAUCAACACUGUGCCUUCAGAAGAUCUUUCUAAUGAUAGCGUGGCUACUAAAGAGCCGAUCAAACAAAAGCAACUUUCCUCCACUAUGCUCAGACCACAAGACAGGUGGUGUCCUGUUGAUGAAGGAUCCUCAUCUCCUCAGUUGUCAGAUUCUAAAGGAAAAGUUCCUGAGAGGUUCAGUCGACUGGAAUCGGACUCGGAGAGUGAAGAAAGUGAUUCAGAUGAGGACAAGCUCAGUACAGUGGAUUAUGACACAGAUUUACUAAGCAAGUCAGAUUUUGAAUGUGACACAAUGUUAAUCAGUAGCAGGAAGGCAGAUGACGAAAGAGAUAACCUUGAAGUAACGAACGAAGAAAAUUCUUAUGAUACAAGUGAAAUGCACAAGAGUGAAGAAAGUGACAGUGAUACAAGAAGUUCAGAUACGCUAGAACCUGGCAAGUCAAUCAGCAGUGUAGAUUGUACUCCAAUAAAAAAACGAAAAGUGAUAAACACAGAAAAGGAUGAGCCAAUCAAUCAUGAUGUUAAAGAAAGUGAAACAUCUGAGCAUGUGAUUUGUCCAGAAGAAGAAGAAGAAAUCAAAGCCAUUCAUACAGAAUGUUUACUAGAAAAGAAGGAUUGUACUAUAAGUACAGCAGAAGAAGUAUCAAAAAAUUCAAGUGUUUUAGGUAGAACUGACCCCAGAGUCGCAGGUAAAAUUGAUGAAAAGGAAAUGAUUAAUAUAGAAAGUAGAGAAAGUGAAACAAACAUUGUCCUCGACAAAUAUGUACCUAAGAAAUGUGUUCAUAAACAUAAAAAAGAACACAAAGCAAGAAAAGGUGACAAGGAUAUCAAAAACGAAACGUUUGAACCUUUGAUGACAAAAAGAAACUCUGAAGCAAUGGUGAAAAAGUUUGAUGAAAAUGAUGUUACAGGUGGUGACAAGAUCAGUACUAGAGACACUCAAGAGAAGAAGAAAGCACAUCGUGAGUCUAAGUUAAGCAGCAACAUUGGUGCAAAUGUUUUAGAUGAUAUAGAUAGUGACUCUGAUAGCGAAUUUGCUAGAUUUAAAACAUUUGCUAAAGCUUCUGACAUUUCUUUAGUUAAGAAAUCCAGGAGUGACACUAAUACUCAUUUUUAUGCAAAAUCUCCCAGAGGUAGAAAAACGGGUGAAAACUGGAUAAAACAGAAAUGGUCUUUCUCUCCAGAAAAAGUUAGAAACAAAGACCAGAACAGUAGUAAAAGUUCAAGCUUUAAAUCUGUUUUGAGUGUUGUUCGAACAGUUGGACAUAAAACUAAUAGAACUAGAAGUUCAAGUAAUGAACGGUCUCCAAGUAGUAGCUCCACAACUGAAGAUCAAAAGGUAAAUAUCUGUGGCAGAUCAGAGAAUAGCAGUGAUUCUUCAAGUUCUAAUAAGUUCAGACAUACAGCAGUGGGUUCUAAGAAAAGUGUUGAAAAGAAAGAACAUUUUAGACAAGAAAGAAUGGUGUUUCUCAAAUCUCUUCAAAACGUUGAAAAUACGAAGCGAGAAAGGAAGGAAAAAGAUAAUCAUAGCAGCAUCUCCAUUACUGUUCAUGAUGGUGAGCUCUUUUUUUGUUUUAUAGUUAUACUCAGUUGUACUUGUUUACUUGGUUUAUCAACUCCUACCACAGAUGUAUUAAAUAAAUAA